AUCUAUAAUCGUAGUCUCGACUCGAGUAAAAAUGUCAACCGGCAUGAUAACUAGUGCGAAAAAUAUGUUAGAAAAUACGGAGUUAAAUAAAAAUAAUAACAAUGCAACAAUGCAGAGUGAUCAAACAAUUACUUUUAGUGAUAAAAAUAAGAAACGUGAAGUAGAUGAGAAAAAUGAGACUGUUAUCAAAGUAAAAAGUGUGAUCCCUCGGCAAAGGCAAGAAUUGCUCAAGUGGUACGGAUGGGGUUAUAAGGAUUCUACAUUCAAAUUAAGCGACGGAAUGACGUUUUUCACUGGAGACAGAUAUCUAAUAUCCGGCAAAUGUCUACCGCACGCACGACAAUGGGUAAAAGAAAUGUUCGAUAUAGACUUGACAACAGACCCGAGACAACCUAAACUACCAAGCUCGUAUCCAAGCAGUCGAUUGCCAAAUAAUAUAAAGGAAGAAUUGGAAAAAAUAUCAUUACUCAGUACAGAUGGAGUAGACAGGCUUAUAAGGGCACAUGGGCAGACAUUGCAUGAUGUUUAUAAUUUAAGGAAUAACAGUUUUCCAAGAAUUCCCGACGCUGUAAUUUGGCCAACUAGCCAUGACGAGGUAGAAGAAAUAGUGCGCUGUGCGUCUAAACAUAAAUUUGUGAUCAUACCCUUCGGCGGUGGGACCUCAGUGUCCGGUGCUGUGACGUGUCCUGCAAAUGAGGAGAGACCUAUCGUAGUCCUCGAUACGAGUGAAAUGAACGCUAUAUUAUGGUUAGACAAGGAUCAGUUACUUGCCAACGUUCAGGCCGGUAUCGUCGGUCAGGACUUGGAACGCGAGAUGCGUCUGAGAGGCUUCACAGUGGGCCACGAACCAGACUCCUAUGAAUUCUCGACACUAGGCGGUUGGGUGGCAACUAGAGCCAGUGGCAUGAAGAAGAACACGUAUGGAAAUAUAGAAGACCUCGUCGUCCAUACUAAGGCGGUGACCCCUUUGGGUGUUAUUCAAAAAAGUUGCCGCGUCCCGCGUCUGUCCUGCGGACCGGAGUGGGAACAUAUAGUUAUGGGAUCUGAAGGUUGCUUGGGAGUUGUUACUGAGGUCACAUUGAAGAUUCGUCCAUUACCGCCCGUAGUACGUUACGGGUCGCUGGUAUUCCCGGAUUGGGAAUCUGGAUUCUAUUUCGAGAGAGAGGUAGCCAAGCAACGCCUACAGCCUUCUAGUAUACGACUUAUGGACAAUGAACAGUUCCGUUUCGGUCACGCUCUAAAAAUGGAGCAAUCUUGGGGUGGUGUCUUACUAGAUGGUUUAAAGCGUUUCUACAUAACGAAGAUCAAAGGAUUCGACCCCCUCAAGUUGUGCGUGGUCACUCUCCUCAUGGAGGGGAAAGCCGAGCAGGUCGCUGAAAGUGAGAAAAAGUUGAAUAGCAUCGCCGCCCAGUACGGAGGAGUGCCCGGGGGUGCCAAGAACGGCGAAAUGGGAUACACGUUGACCUUCGUCAUUGCUUAUAUUAGGGACCUGGCGCUAGAUUACGGUGUGGUGGCCGAGUCGUUCGAAACGUCCGUCUCGUGGGAGCGCGCGCUGUCGCUGUGUCGCCGCACCAAGCGCGCCGUGCGCGAGCAGUGCGCGCGCCGCCACAUCACGCACUACCACAUCUCCUGCCGCCUCACGCAGACUUACGACGCGGGCUGCUGCAUAUACUUCUACUUCGGGUUCAAGACCGUGGGCUUCGAUGACCCAGUGCACGUGUACGAGCAGAUAGAGCAAGUGGCGCGGGAGGAAAUCAUAGCGUCAGGGGGUUCAAUAUCCCAUCACCACGGCGUCGGCAAGCUGAGAAAGAAAUGGUACACGAACACGGUCAGCGAGCCCGGCAGGCGAUUGCUUUUGGCCGCCAAGGAAGCCCUGGAUCCCGACAAUAUUUUCGCUUUAGGAAACAUGGCCUUCGACCAGUACAGUCCAGCGGUUAAGAGCAAAUUGUGAAUAAGAUUAAGGUUUUAAGUAAAUUCUAAAUUAUAAGCAAUAUCUUUGCAAGGGAUUGGUGGGUGGGGGCGGUCGGGCCUACAAUUGGAUUAUGAACACCGAAGAGAACUACCGAUUUAAUGUAAAACUACGUUCCUGGUUCAAAUCAUAUAUUCCAGAUAAGUUUACCUGAGAUCGACUGUUUAGUUAGAAAUAUUUUCAUUGAAGAAGACAACGAAUGAAUUAGUACAAUAAUAAUAGAUAAUUUAAACUAUGUGUCAAAGAGUAAUAUCAUUUUCCUCUAAACGACUGCAGACUCUGCUGUCAGUGAAACCUUUUAUGAAUAAAAUGAGGUUCAAUUUACUACAACUUCUAAAGGGACGUUAUCAAUAUUCUUCUGUUAAUUGGUUUUAGGUGCAUUUAUAUAAAUACAAUCUAUCUAAUGUUUAGUUUAGUUGCGGUUUAAAUUUGUUAUAUUUUGUGAUUACAGAUUUUUUAGACAUAAUAUAAAAGCUCUCUUUUUGGAAAAUCAUGAAAAAAUAUGCAUUCCAUUUCGUAUAGGAUGUAAAAUUCUAUGACAAACAACAUACUAUGUAACCACAAAAUCGUUAAUAUUAAAGUGAUAUUAGAGUUAUGCAAUGCUGAAAUAAAUCCAAAACAGAGAUAGCGAUACGAAAGAACAGAGAGCGAAGAUACUUAAAAUGGAAGGAUUUUAUAUGAAAAACAUACACUCAAAAAUUUGAAGACGUAAUCAAAUCAUUUUUUAUUUUUAUAUACCUCUCUGGAAAAAUUUACUGUAUGCACCUUUUGAAUAAUAUAUCAAAAAGUCAUUAAGAGGUUUGUUUUCCGUACGAGUAACAAUUACAUUCUUCAGUUUGAUACAUAUUUGCCACCAUUUUGAAGUAUUACAAUGACACGCUAUAUCUGUUUUCAGAUGUUUGUGUUUGUAGCUUGUUUACGUGUGUGUGCGAGUGUCUGGUUAAGUUGGUAGCUUAAUAUAAUGUAUAUGUUCAGUCCAUUAUCUGUAAACAACAAAAUGAUCAGAGAAUUGAGAAAAAAUGUUGACGCGUAAACCAUGCGAUUUAGACCUCUUGAAAUAUAAUAUUGUCAUAAUAUAUCCCCACUCCGAACACUUCACUCAGUGGCAGUGGAAAAUAAGUAUAAGUAGGUAUGAGAAAUUUCUUGAUAAUAGACAUAGCUAGUAUUUAAAAAAACGUGUAUGUGAACUAGUGUGUUAAACCUUCGGAAGCCUAAAAAGGAAGUGGGCUUAAUAUGUAAAGAUUGGCUAAACGUUUUUUAAAAAAUAAAAUUGUGAUA
Messenger RNA from Vanessa atalanta (red admiral), 3247 nucleotides. RefSeq names its product alkyldihydroxyacetonephosphate synthase (gene Agps). The transcript is spliced from 11 exons. The coding region runs from base 32 to 1951 and encodes 639 amino acids. Gene Ontology annotation, molecular function: FAD binding; alkylglycerone-phosphate synthase activity. The record is from RefSeq and is a predicted model, not a curated record. NCBI's taxonomy places the organism in Eukaryota, Metazoa, Arthropoda, Insecta, Lepidoptera, Nymphalidae. Gene Ontology annotation, biological process: lipid biosynthetic process.